CUAACGGAACUAACAGGUAUUCCCCUCAAGAAACAAUACUGAAACACCGAAAAAACAUUCCCCUCCAUAUGACGUCAUCAACGGGAGAUCCCAAUAUGGCGGCAUCUGUCAUUGUCGCGUCGUUCUGGCUGAGUGUUGUGCGAAUUUUCACAAAGGGCAGAAGCUGCUGCUUUUUCUCUCUGGAUCUACAAUCCCUGAAGUGCUCCCUUACUGUCGUAGUCAGCAUUCUCCCCGUGGUGUCCACAUAAACUCCUUCGCAAGCCCCACAAGAGAUCCUGCAGAUGAUAUUCGACCUCCAAUCAGGGGGCACAGGAUCCUCCAGUUUGGACAAGAACUGACCAGUCCUUUCUAUGGGUCAGAAUGCCGGUUCCGGGGAGCCAGUGUUUGUCCGGGAACCCGUGGAAGAAUCUAAUCUCCCAUCCGGAGGAAGCCCUCUCACCAACGUGGGAAGCCUUCAAAUCAACGAUGUGAGAGUAGAGCUCCCGGCAACGGCGGGGGAUGAGAAAAAUCGCUCAGGAGGGUGCGGAUUUCUUUCCAAAAUGACGCAGGCAGAAAAUGGUGCAAAGGCUCACCGCAAAGAGACAAGGCACAAGCUAUACACGAACCACACACAGAGCACAGGAGAGGAACAAAGUGAUCGGUUCCUCAAGAGAAGGGAAAUCCACUUGAAUCCUCACACUCCAUUCCCUCCCUCAAUUGACUAUUGUAUUGUGUAUUGUAAUGUGUUUUACUUUUUUCCGCUCUCGCUUUCCACCACCACCCACUUCCCAUUGCUUACCAAUAGCACCCCUCUUGUGCGUGGGUGAGGAGAUUUAUAGAACAAUUACCUAUCGUUCAACUCAUGAGGAUUCCACCCACCCCCAUAUCGGCUACUCUCCCCAAGCUUUGAGUCUUUGGAAAAGAAAAGAAAUUUGCCGUGAAU
This is a messenger RNA of Lutzomyia longipalpis, 922 nucleotides long. RefSeq lists its product as uncharacterized. The transcript has 4 exons. Lineage: Eukaryota; Metazoa; Arthropoda; Insecta; Diptera; Psychodidae. Bases 351 to 806 code for a protein of 151 amino acids. The record is from RefSeq and is a predicted model, not a curated record.